AGAAAGAGUGAGAAGAAGAAGGAGUGGAGAGAAAGAAAAAAAACAAAAAUCUAUCUCGCCAUGAACGCGAGAGCUCUGCUUUGCUCUCCGAAUCUCCACUCUCUCUACACUUCAAAUCGUCCGCCAGAAACCUCUUCUCGCAACCGCCGGAUUCUAAAAUCGGAUCCGAAGUCGUUACGGGUAUGGAUCUACCCGCGGAAUCGGUCCGCCGUGUUCCGGGUUUUGGUUCGGAGCUCCGACAAAGGAGAGAUUGGGAAUUCGAAUGCGGAGGUAUACGUUGAUAAAGAGAUAGUGACUAGAAACGGCGUAGCUUCCGAUUCGCUUAGCUCGCUCCCAUGGUGGAAGGAGUUUCCGAAGCGUUGGGUGAUAGUGCUUCUCUGUUUCUCAGCUUUUCUUCUCUGCAAUAUGGACAGAAUGGUGUUUUACAGGUGAAUAUGAGCAUAGCAAUACUUCCGAUGUCGGCUGAGUAUGGUUGGAAUCCGGCAACAGUUGGUUUGAUUCAGUCUUCCUUCUUCUGGGGUUACCUUCUCACUCAGAUAGCUGGUGGGAUAUGGGCAGACACGGUAGGUGGCAAAAUGGUUCUUGGCUUUGGCGUAAUCUGGUGGUCAAUCGCCACAAUUCUUACGCCUAUAGCAGCUAAACUUGGUCUCCCGUUCUUGCUCGUUGUUCGUGCUUUCAUGGGAGUUGGAGAGGGUGUUGCAAUGCCUGCUAUGAACAAUUUACUGUCCAAGUGGGUGCCAGUGCAAGAAAGAAGCAGGUCUCUCGCGCUUGUUUACAGCGGAAUGUACAUUGGAUCCGUCAUUGGUUUAGCCUUUUCGCCUUUCUUGAUUCAUCAAUUUGGAUGGCCUUCUGUGUUUUACUGUUUUGGGUCUCUUGGAACUGUAUGGUUGACUCUGUGGCUGACUAAGGCUGAGAGUUCACCGGUUGAAGAUCUGACGUUGCUCCCUCAAGAAAGAAAGCUAAUUGCAGACAACUGUGCCAGCAAAGAGCCAGUGAAGUCGAUCCCGUGGAGGCUGAUAUUGUCGAAACCGCCGGUUUGGGCUCUCAUUUGUUGCCACUUCUGUCACAACUGGGGAACAUUCAUUCUCUUAACCUGGAUGCCAACUUAUUACCAUCAAGUGCUGAAGUUCAAUCUAAUGGAAUCAGGGCUUCUCUCAGUAUUCCCAUGGUUGACAAUGGCGAUAUCUGCAAAUGCUGGAGGAUGGAUCGCUGAUACACUCGUCAGCCGAGGUUUCUCUGUAACGAAUGUCCGCAAGAUAAUGCAAACAAUUGGGUUUCUUGGACCAGCGUUCUUCCUAACACAGCUGAAACACAUAGAUUCUCCUACAAUGGCCGUUUUGUGCAUGGCUUGUAGCCAGGGGCUUGAUGCGUUCUCGCAGUCUGGUCUAUAUUCUAAUCAUCAAGACAUUGCUCCAAGAUACUCUGUAAGUAUAAUCAAUUACUUCUUUACCAGUCAUGCUACUCAAAAAACAAAUGGAUUAGCACAUUGUUGUUGUUGUGGUCAGGGCGUGUUACUUGGUCUGUCUAACACUGCUGGAGUACUUGCCGGAGUUCUUGGCACAGCCGCGACUGGUCACAUCCUACAACACGGUUCAUGGGACGACGUUUUCACGAUUUCGGUCGGUCUUUACCUAGUCGGGACCGUCGUUUGGAACUUAUUUUCAACAGGAGAGAAGAUUAUUGAUUGAUCCACACCGAGAAUUGAUUUCAUUUAUCAGUCAAUAGUUCAGCUCCAAGACAUCUCCAGGUGCAAGUGACUUCACCUCAUACCAGUCUCGGAUUAUACAAAGUAUCAUUGCAGAGGUUGAGAGCUUGUUGGAAUAUUGCUUUUUGGCUAGGAAAUUCUUCAGGAAAUUUCUGCUCGUUGAUUUAGGGAAAAUGCAUAUGUAGAUGAAAAGUAUACAGAUAAGAUUUUGUACAUACACUAAGCAAAAGAUUCUCAAGGUCACACUUAUACAUAUUUCUA
This is a messenger RNA of Eutrema salsugineum, 1966 nucleotides long. Its product is annotated as sodium-dependent phosphate transport protein 1, chloroplastic. The record is from RefSeq and is a predicted model, not a curated record. The transcript has 8 exons. Gene Ontology annotation, biological process: transmembrane transport. Bases 336 to 1688 code for a protein of 450 amino acids. Gene Ontology annotation, molecular function: transmembrane transporter activity. NCBI's taxonomy places the organism in Eukaryota, Viridiplantae, Streptophyta, Magnoliopsida, Brassicales, Brassicaceae.